UAAACAUAAGGAACUCUUGAGCGCUUGGAAAUUGAAUGCAGCUUUGAGCUCCAAAAAUACAAAAGAACGCAGGUAGAGAGAGGCCUCUCUCUUAUCGCAACACUGAAAUCUUCCUUUCUCCUCUUCGCCAAUGGCAUAAAGAAGCCAUUUGUGUUUCCCUUACCUUCCAGUCCCAGUCGCUGCGUCUAAUUAUUACUCACAAUGGAUAUUGGCGGUGGUGGAGGCAGCGGUAGAGACAAGGGUUUGCCGCCGGUGACCAAACAGUCAAAAUUUGCAGUGUAUCAAAACGCGACCUUAUCCGCUGCUUUAACUGCCAACAGCCUCCAGCCCUCUAAAUCCGCCCUCCUCUUUAUCUUCUUUCUCUCCUCUGCCUCCGCUUUCGCUCUAUUCUCUGUUAUCUCCAGGGAAAAUGGACUGAUUGAAACAAUGAAAUGCACAAAUUUUCCCCUAGAAGCAGCUUAUAUAUUCUCGAAAGUCUUACAAGCUUUGGUGGGUUUAGUUUUUAUUGGAUCUUUAUUUGCCUUCUUCAAAGCCAUCUCUUGGCAUAGAGGAAAAUAUGCUGCUGGUGUUCCAAUAAAAUCUCCCUCUAAAGAAACUAAGGAUCAAUCACUUCUAACGACCCGUCAGCUGGGGCUUUUGGGAUUAAAGCCAAAAGUUGAAUCAGUUAUAACUGAAUCUUCAAAGAAACCUCCCAAGUCCAAACCUAUAUUGUCUGCUUCAGAUGUCCUUGUCCCAAUUCACCAACAAAUUACCAGUUCCCAUCGUAAUUCCCGAGUUGGCUCUGAUAAAUCAAAUGCUGGCAGUGCAAAUAAGAUUACUUCUUUUAGCACCCCAUCCAAAUCACAGAGUUCUCCAUCCUCUUUAUACCUUGUUGCUGGGGCUAGUUCACCUCUGCCUUCUACUCAAUAUUCUCCAGGGAUGGAUUCAGCAGUCUCAACUCCUUGGUCAGGCAAGCGAACCUCCUCUACUAAAGAGAUAGCCACAGAAGAACAGCUUGAGCAGUUCUUGGCAGAAGUAGAUGAGAAAAUUGCAAUGUCAGCUGGGAAGCAAGCAACUCCACCCCCCACAAUUAGGGGCUUUGGUGUGGCUAGUCCUAAUACGGUAGCUAGUCCAGCUAAUACAUCUGGAACUAAGAGGAGCACACCCUUGCGACCUGUGAGGAUGUCUCCUGGUUCACAGAAGUUUACCACCCCACCUAAGAAAGGAGAGGGUGAACUUCCUCUACCAAUAUCCAUGGAAGAGUCUAUUGAAGCUUUCAAGCAUUUGGGCAUCUAUCCUCAGAUUGAGCAGUGGCGUGACCGCCUCAGGCAAUGGUUUUCAUCAGUUGUGUUAAAUCCUCUACUAAGCAAAAUUCAAACCAGCCACUUUCAGGUAAUGCAAGCAGCCGCCAAACUUGGUAUUUCAAUCACAAUUAGUCAAGUGGGAUGUGAUUCACCAACUAGUGGAACUCCUGCUACUAUGUCUUCAGUUGAUAGGAAGGAAUGGCAGCCAGCAUUCACACUUGAUGAAGAUGGACUUCUCUAUCAAUUACGUGCUACGCUUAUGCAGGCCCUUGAUGCUUACAUGCCUAAGUUGCCUCUGGCCAACCUGCAACAGUCGCCACAGCAAAAUCCUAUGAUCCCUAUCAUGCAGGAGUGUGUGGAUGCCAUUACUGAACACCAAAGGCUUCGUACAUUGAUGAAAGGAGAAUGGGCCAAAGGUUUGCUACCGCAUAUCAAUGUUCCUGAGGAUUUUAUGGUACAGAGGAUUCGAGAGCUUGCUGAAGGAACCUGCUUGAAGAAUUAUGAGUAUCUGGGAAGUGGAGAUGUGUAUGACAAAAAGAAGUGGACUCUUGAGCUUCCUACAGACUCGCACUUACUCUUAUAUUUGUUUUGUGCUUUCCUGGAGCACCCAAAGUGGAUGCUUCAUGUGGAUCCUGCAUCUUAUGCUGGAGUGCAGUCUAGCAAGAACCCCUUAUUCUUGGGGGUUCUUCCUCCAAAAGAAAGGUUUCCUGAGAAGUACAUCUCCGUCAUAUCUGGUGUUCCUUCCACUCUUCACCCAGGGGCAUGUAUUCUGGUUGUUGGAAAGCAAAGCCCUCCAAUCUUUGCCUUGUACUGGGAUAAGAAACUACAAUUCUCUCUUCAGGGAAGAACAGCAUUGUGGGAUACCAUCUUGCUUUUGUGCCACAAGAUCAAGGUAGGAUAUGGAGGCAUAGUUCGGGGUAUGCAUCUUGGUUCGUCAGCCUUAAGCAUACUUCCAGUUCUGGAGUCAGAAACUGAUGACUGACUAUUGCAUUCCAGCUCGAUAUGGCAAUGAAUGAUAUGAUACAAGUCUCAUCUCAAUGGUUAAAUGCGCAAGUUCGCUGGACCGCCUAAAAUCUUUCUUGCUACAAAAGGGUUGUCCAAAAUUUUGGCAAUGUACUUAUGCAGUCCACUGAUGAUUGGCCAAAGAAAUUAGGCAAAAAUUUGCCGGCAUUGUACUUCUUCGAAGCUUUUUUCCCCUACACCUGCCUUUUUUUGGCGUUAAUGUUUCCAAAGCCGAAAAGGAGAUUAAAAAAUAUUAGUCAUGUAGAUUUUCAGGCUAAUGUUCUGUUUUGAUUAAUCCAUGGUGAUUUAGGGUACUCUUAAAAUGUUCCAAAAACAAUUGCUAGACGAUGAUUUUAAAAAUUAAAAUCCUUUGUAUCGUAUGAAA
Hevea brasiliensis (rubber tree) is the source of this 2670-nucleotide messenger RNA. RefSeq lists its product as uncharacterized. Gene Ontology annotation, cellular component: membrane. Lineage: Eukaryota; Viridiplantae; Streptophyta; Magnoliopsida; Malpighiales; Euphorbiaceae. The coding region runs from base 202 to 2265 and encodes 687 amino acids. The record is from RefSeq and is a predicted model, not a curated record. The transcript is spliced from 7 exons.